Molecule: messenger RNA, 3984 nt
Organism: Gymnodraco acuticeps
Lineage: Eukaryota; Metazoa; Chordata; Actinopteri; Perciformes; Bathydraconidae
Product: dipeptidyl peptidase 9-like
Exons: 21
Coding region: 174-2846 (890 amino acids)
Biological process (GO): proteolysis
Molecular function (GO): dipeptidyl-peptidase activity; serine-type peptidase activity
Source: RefSeq, a predicted model, not a curated record
CGGGUCACAAGAUAUAACGUUUCCGCGUUCUCUUAGCAUAUUAGCAUUUAGCAACCUGCUCUGUUGGAUUAUUUGCACAUAACUCAGACCUCGUUCAUUGUUUCCUAAACGGCGAAUCCUCAACACAAGACAGAAAGUGGUGUCAGGUCUGGUCAAGGGUCGUCGAACAGUUAAUGCACAGAGUAAAGAGGCGGAAAAUUGAAGACAAAAGAGAAGACAGCCCUGAAAGACUGGCACUGGCAGGCAUGACGGGGCCUGAAGAGCUCUCUGACAGCACAGAGGUGGUGGAAAUGGACGACGUGAAUCCCAAUAGGUUCCAGGUGGAGAAGCAUACCUGGGAUGGCCUGAGGAAGAUCAUCCACAACAGCCACAAGAACACACGCGUGGUUAUCAACAAAGCGCCACACGACUUCCAGUUCGUCCAGAAGGAUGAGACCAGUCCGCAAUCCCACCGCAUUUACUACCUUGGAAUGCCUUACGCCAGCAGGGAUAACGCUUUACUCUACUCCGACAUUCCCAGGAAGGUCCGCAAAGAUGCUCUAUUGGUUUUGUCAUGGAAACCAAUGCUGAAUCACUUUCAGGCCAGCCCUCGCGACGGGAGCUUCUCUCGGGAGGAGGAGCUGCUGCGAGAGAGGAAACGUUUGGGGGUGUCUGGCAUCACCUCGUAUGAAUACCACCGACCCAGCGGCCUCCUGCUGUUUCAGGCCAACAGCAGCCUGUACUACUGCAGCGACGGUGGAGACAACACUUUCACCACUACUCCAAUGCGUCCUGUUGAGAUUAAGAGCGAGAGUCCAGGAACACGCAUGGAUCCCAAGAUCUGCCACGGGGACCCCAACUUCAUCGGCUUCAUCAACAACAACGACAUCUGGGUGACCAGCAUUGAGACGGGGGAGGAGAGGAGGCUCACGUUCUGCCACAAAGGUAUUGAUAACCCAAAAGAGGACACCAAAUCUGCCGGUAUAGCGACGUUUGUUACUCAGGAAGAGUUUGACCGUUUCACCGGAUACUGGUGGUCCCCAGCUGCUCGUGAAGAAUCCGAUGGGGGUAAAACUCUGCAGGUUCUGUACGAGGAGGUGGACGAGUCUAAUGUCGAGAUCAUUCAUGUUCCAUCUCCAGCUUUGGAGGAGCGCAAGACCGAUGUCUACAGAUACCCAUGUGCAGGCAGCAAGAAUCCCGACAUUACUCUCAAAAUAGUAGAAAUCAGGACUGACAAUCUCGGCAAAAUUAUCAGCACACAGGAGAAGGAGUUGCCUGCUCCCUUCACCACCCUGUUCCCUUGGGCCGAGUAUAUCACCAGAGCCGGAUGGACCAAAGACGGCAGAUAUGCGUGGGCGGUGAUGAUGGACCGGCGGCAGCAGCGCCUCCAGCUCGUCCUGCUGCCUCCGGCGCUCUUCAUCCCUGCUCAUCAGGCUGAGGCCAGCAGGCAGGAGAGCCUGGAGGCCCUCGGAGACUCUGUCCAUCCCUUAAUCAUCUACCAGGAGACCAGCGACAUCUGGAUCAAUGUCCACGACAUCUUCAAUCCAUUGGUCCAAACCAGUGAUGAAGAGAUCACCUUCGUAACCGUGAAUGAAUCAAAAACAGGGUUCUGCCACCUGUAUAAGAUCACGAGCAUGUUGCAGCGGGGCAGCUACGCCUGGGCCAACGGCUACACACACUCUGAAGAUGAUUUCAAGUGUCCAGUCAAAGAGGAGGUGACAAUCACCAGUGGGGAGUGGGAGGUGCUGGCCAAUCACGGAGCGAAGCGUUCGUCCAGUCCUCAGAUUUGGGUGGACGAGGCAGCGAGGCAGGUUUACUUCCAGGGAACCAAAGACUCUCCUCUGGAGCAUCACCUCUAUGUCGUCAGCUACGACUCGCCGGGGGAAAUCGUCCGCCUCACCAAACCUGGCUUCUCCCACAGCUGCUCAGUGAGCCAGACUUUUGACCUGUUCGUCAGUCAUUACAGCAGCUUGACCACAGCGCCCUGCGUUCACAUCUACAAGCUGCAGGGCUCCGAGGACGACCCGCUGCACAAAGAGCCGCAGUUCUGGGCGAGCAUGAUGGAGUCCUCUGGUUUCCCAAUGGACUACACUCCUCCAGAGAUCUUUAGCUUCACAGGGAAGUCUGGAUUCGAGCUGUACGGCAUGUUGUACAAACCGAGCAAGGUCGUCCCCGGCAGGAAGCAUCCCACUGUGGUGUUUGUGUACGGCGGACCGCAGGUCCAGCUAGUGAAUAACUCGUACAAAGGAGUGAAGUACCUGCGGCUGAGCACGCUGGCGUCUCUUGGCUACGCCGUGCUGGUGAUCGAUGGACGAGGCUCCUGUCAGAGAGGACUCAAGUUUGAAGGAGCUGUGAAAGACAAAAUGGGUCAGGUGGAGAUUGAAGACCAGGUGGAGGGCUUGCACUAUGUGGCUGAGAAGUACGCGUUUGUGGACCUGAGUCGUGUUGCCAUCCACGGCUGGUCGUACGGAGGCUUCCUCUCCCUCAUGGGCCUCAUCCACAAACCGGACAUUUUCAAGGUUGCCAUCGCAGGUGCUCCGGUGACACUGUGGAUGGCGUACGACACCGGAUACACCGAGCGGUAUCUGGACACGCCUGAGAAAAACCCCAAGGGUUACGAGGCUUGUUCCGUCGCCCUGCACGUCGACAAGCUCCCCAAUGAGCCCAACAGAUUGCUGAUCCUGCACGGGUUUCUAGAUGAGAACGUGCACUUUUUCCACACCAACUUCUUGGUGUCUCAACUCAUCCGCGCAGGAAAACCAUACAGCCUGCAGAUUUAUCCCAACGAGCGACACAGCAUCCGGUGUCCAGAGUCUGGAGAACAUUACGAGAUUACGCUGCUGCACUUCCUCCAGCAGAACCUCUGAUAAGCCUUUCCACACACUGACCUUUCCUCCCUCGCUUCCUAACCUCCUCUCCUUGUCUCUUCUUUCCAUUUCCUUCAUUUAUUUAAACCUGCAUCUCCUUUCACUUGGUUUUAUGAUUUGCUGAAUGCAAGCUAUGCCUCGUAGCAGCUCAAUAGUUGUUUGGCAGUUUUAAAGGUGCUUUGUUUUUUAGCAUCAUUGAAUGAAUACGAGAUUUGAAUAUCAUUACCAUAAAGGAGACUAUCUCUGAGAGAAAGUGGUCUUGUAGUCUUAACACUGUAUUUACAGUGAGGGGAAAUCUGCUGGGAUGCUUAGAGGCCCCGUAACAAGCAGAGGGCGCCGUUCACCCUAAACACAGGGCUGGAACUUUCUGAGAUUGAUGUGAUGGCAGACGGUGACACAAAAACCAUCACAGUGGGACAGUUGUGUUCAAAAUGCUGCUCGGUGCUCCAUUACUAGAACUUUAUCAGCAAUGCAAAAAGUACAGAAGUGGCUGCUGGGCUCAGUAUUCUCUUUUUUUCGUGCCAUUCCUUUUUUUAUUGAACUUUCUUGGAACCCAUUUGAUAUAGUUAUCAUUUUCUGUGUCUGAGAAUAAACACUGGAGUAAAUUAGUCAUUGUAAAGCUCUAAAAGAGCAUACAAGCAAGCUCUUAAAUCCCCUAGUGUACUCUGUGCCCUCAUGUGCCAUCAAAUACUUUUUAUGUGCUGUGCCACACUUUUCCACAUAAAAAAAAUAAAUAAUCACAGGCCACGAUUUUAUUGUGUUGUAAAAAAAAAUAUUUUAUGCAAUCAUAAACAAUUGAAAUAUGUAGCGACAUGUUGCUGUUUCACUCACUCGCUUGCUUUAUUUUCCGGGGAGCUUCUCUUUCUUCUUCUUCUGCUGCUGAGGACUUUUGCACAUAUUACGUAUAUUUGCCUUGGUGCCAACAAACUGACCUAUAAGAUGAUGUAUGACACAGCUGUUGGCAGUAUGAGGUGCCUUGCUCGUAAAGUAUAUAUCAGGGAAUCUGUCUGAGGACCUACGAGAAUAAAAUGCCUUUUUACGUGUGUGUCUGAUGACCAUCUGCAAGAUGAGCUGCCAUGAACUCAUCAUGGUUAAAUGUACUCUCAGAUAUGGAAGAAAUAAACAGAAGUGAACAAUA